Molecule: messenger RNA, 2670 nt
Organism: Gymnogyps californianus (California condor)
Lineage: Eukaryota; Metazoa; Chordata; Aves; Accipitriformes; Cathartidae
Product: tripartite motif-containing protein 10-like
Exons: 39
Coding region: 624-1307 (227 amino acids)
Molecular function (GO): protein binding
Source: RefSeq, a predicted model, not a curated record
UCACAGCAGAAAUUGAGAGUCUGACUGCGGAGCUUGAGGAACGCGAUAGAAAAAUCAGCAAGCUGACAUCAGACCUGGGCGAACGCGAUGCGAAAAUCAAGGAACGUGAUAAAAAAAUUACCAAGCUCGCAGCAGAAAUACGUAGACUCACUGCGCUGCUUGGGGAGCGAGACUCGAGGCUUCGGAAACUCACUGCAGAACUUGCAAAAUGUGAUGCAACGAUUAGAGUAUUUACGGUGGAGCUCGGAGAGCGGCACACAAAAAUAGGUGAACUUACUGCAGACGUCGGGGACUGCAACAGAAAACUUCGGCAACACGCAGCAGAACUUGAGGAACGGGAUGUGAAAAUCAGGGAAAAUGAAGCGGAGAUAAGGCGCCUUACGGAGCUGCUGGAGGACCGGGAUUCGGAAGUCCGGAAACAGGAUGCUGUCAUUAGAAAAUUGACGGAAGAGCUUGAGGAAUUAAAGGAUCGGGAAGCUGACGAAUCUUCUGAGGAGCUUGAGGAGAGUGAUCUAGAAAGGGACAAACUCACUGAAGAACUCGAUGAAGUCACUGAAGAACUUGGGGAACGUGAUAAAAAAAUAGAGGAAAUCACGGAAGAGCUUGCGGAACGGACCGCACGGAUGGGUGAACUCACCACAGAGCUGGGAGAACGUGAUAGCAAAAUUGAUGAACUGUCUGCAGAAAUCGAAAAACGUGAUAGAAAAAUUGACGAACUCACUGCAGAGCUUGAGGAAUACAAAGCCAAAGUGCGAAAAUGCAUUGAAGAGCACAGGAAAGAGGAGGAAAAAAUGGCAAACGUGACGCUGGACCCGGAGACAGCCCACCCUCGCCUCAUCCUCUCCAAGGAUCAGAAGAGCGUGAGAUGGGAAUACAUGCUGCGGGAGUCUCCCGACAGCCCCGAGCGCUUCGACGCCGAUCCUUGCGUGCUGGGUUGCGAAGCCUUCACCUCCGGGAGACACUACUGGGUGGUGGAUCUAGCCGAGGGACAGUACUGCGCCGUUGGGGUCAGCAAAGAGUCUCUGCAGAGGAAGGGACCCAUCAGCUUUAAUCCCGAGGAAGGGAUCUGGGCGGUGCAGCAAUGGGGAUUUAAGAACCGCGCCCUCACCUCCCCUCCGACCCUCCUUAACCUGCCGCGGGUCCCCAGAAAGAUCCGGAUCUCUCUGGACUACGAAUGGGGAGAGGUGGCUUUUUUUGACGUUGAGAACAAAAUACCGAUCUUCACUUUUCCUCCGGCUUCCUUCGCCGGGGAGCGGAUCCGGCCGUGGUUCUGGGUGGAGCUGGGCUCGCUCUCUCUCGUCCGAUGACCCUUGCGUUCCUCCUUACGCCAGGAGCUCAGCACCGGGGGUGAGCGGGUGGCGUGAGGGGCAGGAGGAGUGGUGGAAGCACCUUACUCCAUCCAGACACCAACAGCUAGGUGGUUAAGAGCAGCAGGAUAGAGACCAGGAUAGAAAUGCUCUCGGGAAGAGCAGCGUCAAACCUCGUUCUUCCCCGUUCCCGAUCAAGUGCUCCAACCGUCAUCGUGCAAAGGAAAAGCAGCCCAUCCUGUGCGUCCUCAACGUAAGGUGGCAGAAGGUCUGCCCGGCAACGUCUCGUAGUCGCGGUUCCAGCGUACAGGAACACCAGACGGCCUGCAGAGAGACGCGGGCUCCUCCUUCGGUUGAUGGAGAGAGGUGGGCACCGGGGUAGGUCACUGUUCACGCUGCCUGCAUCACCCGAAUGGGUGUCCAGGCUCCCACCGGCAUUUUCUUUUUGCCAGUUGGUGGCUGACGUUUAGAUUUCAACCAUUUGAGCUGCUUUUAUAGUAGGCAGAGGGAAAUAAGCACUUCUGGUGGGCAACUCAUCCAGACAUAGACAUCAAAAUAGGAUAGGCAAAUCGUGCUUUCCCUGUGCCUAUCUCUCUUCAUCGACUGUUGAAGAAGUCUACGCUCAGAAGAGAUUAAACAGCUCUCCUUCGCCCAACCUGCCUACAAAUUCAGGCCCUUUGCCCUGGGCCAGAGGAAGGAUGUGGCAAACCCUCCGUGGCUCUCCACAGAGCUCCCAGGCGCCUCAACGUCUCACACAGCUGAAGAUGCUCCAGCCACCGUGCUGCUGGUCAAGGCAUUGCUCCCGUAAUCCUUUAUACCAGAGCUGGACGCAGCCAGGUCCUCUGGCAGCACGGAAUUUGACUCAAAUCUGGCCUGGGCAGAUGAUCUUACUCCAGCUGGGUUAGCUAGAGUCCAUGAGUUUAGCUCAGCCUUUGGGAGAAGAGAUAAGCCUGGAUUCAAGACCAAGCUGGCGUGAUGCCCUCCGGUGAAAAUUGGGGUGCCAGACAUCCAGAUCGUAUGGAUUAAAGGUUUGAAGAGGCUCGCACCAGCACGGAGCUCUGCAUCAUGUUACCGUAAAGCUUCCAGUGAGGUACUGGGAGCUCUAAAACUAGGUUCAUGGAGAGGGUCGAGCCAGUGCUUGCGAUCAGCAUGGGGUGAUUAGGGACGUCGCUGAAGCUGCUAGAGGGGACGGACACCAUGGUCUUCACCUUUCCCGACAUCUCACUGCACUUGAAUAGCACCGAUGAAUUCCUCUUUAAUCCCUGCUUGUUCUUAGCCACCUGUAAAGCCUUAAAUCUCAUCUUUUGCCCCACCAUGGGAUGGCCAACUGGUAGUUCCCAGCUGACAAUAAACCACUUGAGAC